ACCCGGGGAAAAAAAAGACAUAUCCAAUUUAAUUGUGUCAAAAAUAUGUCAGAUAUGAUAAAACUUGAUCAGAUUAUAUCCAAAUUUUAGUGCGUCCAUUUCUAAAUAUAUCAAAUCAGAUGUGGUCAGAUGUAGUCAGACGUUUAUACCGUUCGAUCUGACUAUAAUCUGAUUUGACAUACUUAUAAAUGGAUGCGUGAAAAUUUGGAUGUAAUCUGAUUAAAUUUUGUCACAUCUGACAUUACUCGAUACAAUUGGAUAGAAUUGCAUAUAUGGCUUUUUUCCCCGGGUGCUUGUCGAAAAAAUCUAACUGGGUUGAGCUACAGUUGCAGACGGAGAGAAAGUGACGAAGUUAAGUUAGAGUUACCAAAAAAAGUAACUGUAACUCCGUUACAAGUAACGGGUUACUUCCCAACCCUGUGUAUGUACGAUACGUACCGCGCAUGUGAUGGUGUAAGAGACCUCCGUGCAUGUAGGCACAGAAAGGUUGCAGAAAUAUCGCGGCAUAAUAUUGCGUUUCACCCAGUCAACCGAUCGGUGGGGGUCGUAGGCUGCGGCGAAGAUGUAGGGAUCACGCAGUUUACGGUGUCUGACCCACUAACAUUCUCCUCAGUUAUCUCGGCGGCGGCCUCGAUAAUCCGCGUGUUUCCUGGAGGAGAACUCGCGUAUAUACACGGCGCGUUCGGCGACCUAGCGAUAUUUAAAAAAAAAGGAACAAAAUGCGCCGAAAUCACGGCCUACUGUUAUCGUUAUCGACGUGCCUGACUGUAGUCCUCUUCGUUCUGAACGCGCGGUCGUUCACGGAGUUACUCGGGUCCGAAGUUAUCGCUGAAAAACGUAGCGCGUUGAAGGUGCAGAUAGCAUCGCGUGCCGAUGAUCGAUGGAACACUCGCAGCCAGGUGAAGACUACGCCUAAAUCACAUGCCUAUACGCAAAGAAGAUUUAACGUAGAUCGCACAUCAGCGUGGCAUGGACUGGAAAAGUCUGAGAAAUCCCGUUAUCGAAGUUAUCUCGGAAUGUUUCUGCUCGAAUCUAAGGCCUAAUCUACGACGUGCACUUCGCGUCUCGAAACAUUCUACUUUGUUGCCAAUAAAUAAAUACGUUUGAAGAAUUCGACGAAUUGUACAUUGCACGUUGUACAAUCGUACGUUGUCGACGAAUUUUUUGAAGCUUUUAAUUUGCUUGUGCAAAACUGACUGUUUCUAGACGCAAAGAGCACAUUGUAUUAAUAGUCAGAUCUUAUUUGAGACCGUGCUUGAAUUUAUCUAAAGAUGCUGUACGGAGUAUCUCAUCACUUAUGGAGCGUCUCAAGAUAAUCUUAAAAGGGUCUUGAAUAGAAGAUUUGACUACCAAGUCUUAGAAUUUAAUGUAUUCUCCGGGCGCGUAUCAAGUCGAGACACGUGCUCCCGCAAUGUGUCCAGAUUUAAUUCUGUAUUUAGUGAACGGUGCGGCGUCGAAUAAUGUAAUACACCGGAGAUCAUUCGUGCUUGCGCAACGGAGAAUGCAUUCCUCGAACGUGAGACGUGCACGACGGAGCGAAAGCGCGUUGUCGCCACGUGCCAUUUGCAGAAUCGUACGCGGUGAUCGAAUGUGAUCGGCAAUUUACGCGCAGUUAAAUCCCGGCCUAUCCUCAACGAGGAAUAAUUUGGAAAACCAAAAGAAAAAACACGACGUUCGUUCACCCGUUUACGUCACGAAACACGACGAUUAACGACGAUUAUUUACGAUUGUUGUAACUGUCAAAUAGGCGCGCCGGUAUGUUACGCCGUCUCUCGCUGAAUUGGGCGACUUGCCGUACAAGCAC
Messenger RNA from Vollenhovia emeryi, 1804 nucleotides. RefSeq lists its product as uncharacterized. The transcript has a single exon. The coding region runs from base 720 to 1043 and encodes 107 amino acids. The record is from RefSeq and is a predicted model, not a curated record. Lineage: Eukaryota; Metazoa; Arthropoda; Insecta; Hymenoptera; Formicidae.